Molecule: messenger RNA, 600 nt
Organism: Podospora anserina S mat+
Lineage: Eukaryota; Fungi; Ascomycota; Sordariomycetes; Sordariales; Podosporaceae
Exons: 2
Coding region: 1-600 (199 amino acids)
Source: RefSeq, a predicted model, not a curated record
AUGAGGUGGUACAUUGUGCUUGGCCUUGCGCAUAUGGCGACGUGCUCGCCUGUGCCUGUUUUGUUGAAGGAACGAUUGGAAAUCUUCUCGGACGCUGCCAAUGGAGUGGUGACUGUCCUCCAGUCCCGGUCGAGCGAGCUCUCCAGUGUUAUCUCCGAGAGGAGUCAAGAUGGAUCUGCGCAAACACCAAUAGAAGUCGCUUCACCGCAGUUGCGACCGCUCACAAAACACCGGCCUGCCGCGGAAACAUGGGAGGACGAAAUGGAUGCGCCUGUCGUGACACUGGGCGAUGAGGACUUGCUGGAGGUUACCGAGACCGACGUCGAUAUCACCACCUUUGCGUCGUUCGCCCGACCAGGAAUGCCGUGUCGUCAUGGGAGGCUACUACGCGAAAACAACGAUAUGCUCAUCAUCUAUCUUGCAACCUCUUUCCUUCUUGUGGUGGUAAUGGUGGAGACUUGGGGUAGCUAUGUGAGGAGACAAGAGCAAGGCACGAUCAGGUUAAAAGAGAGCCCAAUUCGAGAGGUGUGCUCAAUCCAGUCAGAAGCUGCUCCGGAUGUCCCCAAGGAUGUGUCGGAUGAGAAGAAAGCCUUGCUGUGA